Rubroshorea leprosula is the source of this 3881-nucleotide messenger RNA. The record is from the annotation of a GenBank genome assembly. NCBI's taxonomy places the organism in Eukaryota, Viridiplantae, Streptophyta, Magnoliopsida, Malvales, Dipterocarpaceae.
CUUCAGCUUGAGGCAAUGCCCUGCGCUCUUUCUUUCUUUCCCAGAACUUGAUUGCGCUUGCAGUCACUAUCGGUGUCUCUAAUAAAGCAUAAUGGCUGAAUGCGUUCUCGACAUCGUCACCCCUCUGAUAGAGAACGCAAUUUCCAAAGCGUUUUCAUUCGCUUGUGCACAAAUCAGCCAGGCAUGGGGUUUGGAGAAUGAGCUGGGGAAGCUUGCUCGGACGCUUACUAUGAUCCAAGGAGUUCUCCAACAUGCUGAAGAGAGGCAGGAAAGCAAUCAAGCUGUAAGGAUUUGGUUACAGCAGCUCAGUGAUGUAGCUUAUGAAGCUGUAGAUGCACUCGAUGAGUAUGCUUAUGAGGUUCUUAAGCACAAAGUCCAGUCUCGAGGCCGGAGGAAACAGGUGCACACCUUCUUUUCUCUCUUCAAUCGCCCUGUUUUUUGUCUCAAAAUGGCUGAUAAAAUUAGAAAGAUUAAUCGGUCUCUGGCUAUGAUCAAAGAAAAUGGGGUUUUUGUUCUGCUUAUUGGACUUGGUGAGCAAAGUUGUCUUACUACCUGUGCUAGGCAAUAUUUUAGGACAGACUCCGUCCUUGAUUGUUCAAUAUUUGUAGGAAGGAAUGAUGAUGUCUUGAAAAUUGUCAACGUGCUGGAUAACAUGAGGAGUCAACAUCUCCUUUCUGGCAUUUCCAUAGUAGGCUUAGGGGGCAUAGGGAAGACAACAUUAGCAAAAUCAAUAUGUCAGAUGGCAAAAGAACAAAAUUUGUAUGAUCUAGUGGCUUGGGUGUGUGUAUCCGAGAAUUUUGAUGAACAAAUGAUAUUAGGGGAUAUGUUAGAAUACAUUGAUAGCAGUGCUGGUCGAAUGAAUAACAUGGAUGUACUUAUUCAAAAGCUUGGGAAAGGGUUAGAACAUAAAAACUUUCUUCUCGUUCUUGAUGAUGUGUGGAAUGAAGAAAAAGACAGGUGGGAUAGUUUUGAGUCUCGUCUGUCAAAAAUUUCAAAAACCACUGGUAACUCAAUUCUCAUGACAACUCGCAGUGUCAAGGUAGCAUCUAUAAUGGAGAGACUUCCUAUGCACAAGCAUGAUAUGCAGAAGCUAUCUGAUAAUGAAUGUUGGUUGAUAAUUAAGGAUAUUGUUCUCAGAUCUUCCACAGAAACUUCAAUAGCUUCAGAUUUAGAAGGUAUUGGACAGGAUAUUGCAAGACAAUGUGGAGGGCUGCCAUUAGUUGCAAGUGUCAUGGGAGGAACAUUGGGUCAUGAAAUUUCUACUGAUAAGUGGAAGGAGAUUAGAGAUGAUAGAGCAUGGAUGUCACAGGAUAAAAAUAAUAAGAUUUUAUCCAUUUUGAAAAUAAGUUUUGAUCGUUUGCCUUCACCUUUGAAAAUGUGCUUCUCUUAUUGUUCAAUUUUUCCAAAGGAUUAUGUCAUUAGAAAAGAUGAUUUAGUUCAACUCUGGAUGGCUCAAGGUUUUCUGCCCAAAUCAAAUGAAAGCCUUGUGACAAUGGAGGAUAUUGGCAGUGAGUAUUUCAAUGAGUUGUUAUCCAAUUCUUUAUUCCAAGAUCUUGAUUGUGAUUUGUAUGGGAAUGUUGAAUCUUGCAAAAUGCAUGAUCUUGUGCAUGAUCUUGCAUUGCUUGUUUCAAGAGGUAAAACUUUGAUAUGGGAUGCUAGGUGCAAUACUGAUGAGAAUUCUACCAUUCGACAUUUGAGAGUUGAGUCUAAUGGAGAGGUUCUUCCAACCAUCCCAAGAAGUAUUGUUCAAAGGUUGCAUUCAUUGUUUUCAAAUCUUAAUGUUUUUUGUAGCAUGGCAUCAGAUCUCAAAAGCUUGCGAUCUUUAAAAUUAUUUUGGGGAGGUGAGGAAGAAGAGUUGCCAACUUCACUCAAGAAAUUGAAGCAUUUGAGGUACCUUGACAUCUCAGGAAUAUAUUUCAAAGUACCAGCACGAUCCUUCUCUGAGCUUUACAAUUUGCAGACUUUAAAUGCCAAUUCCAAUUGUCUUAUGAAGCUUCCUAAUGGUGGGGCAAAUCUGAUCAGCUUGAGGCAUAUAUAUUCAUAUCACCCAUUCUAUGUAUCUACUAAGCAAUUAACUUCCGUUCAAACACUAUCAAAAUUUUGUGUGGACACAAAAAAGGGAUAUAAUAGGAUUGAAGAGCUUGAAUGCUUAAGCCAACUAAGAGGAGAACUAGCAAUUUCUCAUCUUGAUUGUGUAAGAUCCAAAUUCGAAGCCUCUAAAGCAAACUUGAAAGCAAAAAAAUUGUACAAAUUGGAACUUGCCUGGAAUGAUGGAGACAAAGAAGGCAAUAGCAAUGAUGAAGAGGUUAUAGAAGGUCUUGAACCUCACUCAAAUUUGAAAAGCUUAACUAUUAAGAACUACCGAGGAAAGAACUUCCCAUCAUGGUUGGUGAGAAGUGACAGCUGUUCUGGUUCUUCAAUUCUUCUCAACAACAUGGUGGAGUUGAAAUUAUCACAUUGCUAUGAAUGCACGUGUAUUCCAAGUCUGGGACUAUUGCCUAGUCUCAAGGUUCUGUACAUUGAUGAUAUGCCACAGGUAAGAAGAAUGGGUCACAUGCUUGAUGGGAGGAGUCAAUCUGAUAGGGUAGAAUCAAUCACAUUGUUCCCAGCUUUGAAAAAGCUCGAGAUGUGGCACAUGAAAAGACUAGAGGAAUGGGUUGAAGUUGCUGAGGAUGCAGUGGCAGGAGGCAAAGUUGAGAUCGUUUUUCCUUGCCUUGAAGACUUGUUUAUUUGUAAUUGUCCAGAGUUGAAGACUUGGUCGAUAGGUGGAUUUUCAUCCCAACAUAAGCUCUCUAAUUUGACAAUAUUGCUUUGUUCAAAUCUGAUGGCCAUUCCAAGCAUAGAUGGGCCGUCAUCUCUUGAAAGAAUAGAGCUUAGUGGCUUCAAGGGAUUAACAAGUCUACCAUUUGAGCUUGGAUAUUGCAUUUCUCUUCGGGAGUUGGAUAUUUACAAUGUUCCCAAUCUAAUUUCUAUUCCAGAAGAUGUCGGAAGAUUGCGUUCUCUUGCUUCUUUGACUAUUGAACAUUGUGAAAAAUUGAGAAUUCAGGAGUUCUUAGGCUGCCUCCCUGUUGGCUUGAAGGAGUUGAAGAUGGGUCCUUUUUGCAAAGACUUGGAGGAAUUUCCAUUGCCAAAUCUCAGUUCUAUUGCCUCCCUUGAAUCUUUAAUUUUGAUUGGGUGGGAUAAACUAAGGUCUCUGCCGCACCAACUUCAACAUCUCACUACCCUCAAGAUAUUGGGAAUAUUCUCAUUCAACAGAGUGGAAGCUUUGCCAGAAUGGUUGGGAAACCUGUCUUCUCUUCAGCAGUUGGAAAUUCGUAUGUGUCCUAAUUUGACCUAUCUGCCUUCUCUUGAAGCCAUGGAAUGCCUCUCCAGCUUAGAAUUUCUUUAUGCUUUGGAUUGUCCCAAGUUAAGGGGAAGAUGCACCAACAAGAGUAGCCCUGAAUGGUCUAAGAUUUCCCACAUUCCCAAUAUCGAAAUAGAUGAUAUCCUGCAAGGCAAACCCUGAGACAAGCUAGCUUUCCUGCUCUGAAACCAAAAUCUUGAAGAACUGAAGGUGAUUUUCAUAUAGGGUACCCAUCCAGAUAAAUGUCCUCUCCAUCGAAUUGUUGAUGCUCUCAAAAACUGAUUUAACUAUUCUUCACUACUUCAGCCAUGUUUUUAGAUGAUGACAGCAUGUCAGGUGCAAGUUUACUGGUUCAAUUCAUGAGUUCUUGAAGUUUCUUUAGAGUUCCAUGCCAAAUGUCUGAUCUCAUGUGCAAACUGAACCCUUACUUCUCAUCGGGUCUUUCUAAUCUAAACCUAAACCUAAACGGGAAAACUUGUCAAGGUUUGUCUUGUUGCUUUGCUAUCAUGUGUGCCCUUAAUCAAUUUAUAACUUUGAC